This is a messenger RNA of Penicillium daleae, 1191 nucleotides long. RefSeq names its product PRCC domain-containing protein. Gene Ontology annotation, cellular component: nucleus. The transcript has a single exon. Bases 1 to 1191 code for a protein of 396 amino acids. Lineage: Eukaryota; Fungi; Ascomycota; Eurotiomycetes; Eurotiales; Aspergillaceae. The record is from RefSeq and is a predicted model, not a curated record.
AUGGCGCUGGUAGCCUACUCCGACUCCGAAGCCUCAGACGCCGAAUUCGAUACCACCCCCGCGCCUCCCGUCGAAAAGUCCAAGAAACCCGAUGCAGGCACCGGCUUCCAGGUCGAUCGCGGCAACCCGCGCAAGAUUCGCGUCGCCCUACCGGACUUGAAACCGGAAAAUCCUACCGAUGCAGAGGAUGGUCCUGCACGCAAGAAGGCCAAGUUGGGAGGAGGCGCUGGAGGCGCAUUCUCGGGCUUCAACUCGUUCCUGCCUGCGCCCAAGCGGGUGGCCGAGAAGAAGGCGCCAGCAGCCACGCGCAAAAUAUUCAGCUUGAAGACCGGUGCUGAGCCUGGGUUUGAUCGCACGGCAGACGCGGAGAUGAGGAAUAGCCGGGCACUUGAUAAUGACACUGAUGCUGGCGACGGUAUCACCCCAGUCGCCGGCAGCUCGGACCAAUCUACGACUCCAUCGGACUUGCUUGUGAAGAAGACAGAGGUUGGAGAAGUCAAGCUUCAAGGAAACCCGAUGAUGUUCCGACCACUUUCUGUUGCGCGGAAUCAGAAGAAGAAAAAGACCACAAAAGUCGCCCCUCAGCCCACUCCCUCAGCACCGGCCUCCGUGGUACCAAAGCCAACGGAGGUCGCAGCAGAGCAGUCGACAGCACCAGCUUUUGCUCCUGCCCCUACACCGCCCAAACCAAAAGUCAGCCUUUUCUCGCUAUCAUCCGAGGACACAGCCACAACAGAGACGACUCCGGUGACCACGGGAACCUAUGAGCCCUUGGUCUACAAUACUGCGUCCGAGGCUGCGUCAGCGGACCCAGCGCUGGUAGCAGACUCGAUGCCUACAGAUGCAGCAUAUUAUCCGACCAACGCCUCUGUAUCAUCAUCCUUGGACACAAUCGCCAAUGACCUGAAUUUAUCAAAGUCGGAACGCCGACAAUUAUUCGGCCGCAAUGCCCCGUCGGCCGACUCCCGUAUUCUCACAUUCAACACCGAUAAAGAGUAUGCUUCGAACCAGGCUAUCGGUGAAGCUGAGAUGGCUGCUACACAGCACAAUCCUGUUCGUGCUAUUGCGCCUGGCAAGCACACCUUGCAGCAGUUGGUCAAUGCAGCCAGUAGUCAAAAGGAUGCCCUGGAGGAGAGUUUUGCUACUGGACGGAGGAACAAGAAGGAAGCGGGUUCCAAGUAUGGAUGGUAG